Hippocampus comes (tiger tail seahorse) is the source of this 473-nucleotide messenger RNA. Its product is annotated as 1-phosphatidylinositol 4,5-bisphosphate phosphodiesterase beta-1-like. Gene Ontology annotation, biological process: phosphatidylinositol-mediated signaling; memory; phosphatidylinositol metabolic process. The record is from RefSeq and is a predicted model, not a curated record. Gene Ontology annotation, molecular function: phosphatidylinositol-4,5-bisphosphate phospholipase C activity; calmodulin binding. The transcript is spliced from 3 exons. The annotation marks the transcript as partial. Gene Ontology annotation, cellular component: nuclear speck; cytoplasm. Lineage: Eukaryota; Metazoa; Chordata; Actinopteri; Syngnathiformes; Syngnathidae.
CGCUUCUUAACCCGUCAUCAACCAGAUACAAUAAAUCCCAGCUGAGUCGGAUUUAUCCCAAAGGAACCAGAGUGGACUCGUCCAACUUCAUGCCGCAGCUUUUCUGGAACAGCGGCUGUCAACUGGUGGCUCUCAAUUAUCAAACCGUAGAUCUGUCCAUGCAGUUGAACCUCUUCAUGUUUGAGUACAACGGUCGCAGCGGCUACCGGCUGAAGCCCGAGUUCAUGCGGCGGCCGGACAAACACUUUGACCCUUUCACGGAGAACACGGUGGACGGUAUCGUAGCCAACACGCUCUCCGUCAAGGUGAUCUCGGGCCAAUUCCUCACCGAGCGCAGGGUGGGCGUCUACGUGGAAGUGGAGAUGUUUGGGCUUCCUGCUGACACCAGGAGGAAAGCUCUGAAGACCAAAACCUCGCCCAACAACAAUGCCGUCAACCCGGUGUGGGAUGAGGAACCCGUCGUCUUCAAGAAG